This is a messenger RNA of Salvia splendens (bonfire salvia), 1674 nucleotides long. Its product is annotated as protein FAR1-RELATED SEQUENCE 5-like. The record is from RefSeq and is a predicted model, not a curated record. Lineage: Eukaryota; Viridiplantae; Streptophyta; Magnoliopsida; Lamiales; Lamiaceae. The coding region runs from base 1 to 1674 and encodes 557 amino acids. The transcript has 7 exons.
AUGGACGACUCGAGCAAUCCUUCUCACACAACUGAAUUUUCUCUCGAAGCAGGAAACAAACGUGGAACUACUUCUACAAAAAAUAUUAACGACAAUCAUGGGUCAAUAUUCGAUGAGUUACAAUCUCCGGUUUGCGGCUCACUUUUUGAUUCUGACUCCGAAUCAUCCGAGGAUGAAGAACUAGAGCCAGUGUCAUACAUCCCUGAAUGUCCUUCCCAAAUGAAGCCACAUAUUGGCCAGGUUUUUCAUACCUUGGAUGAUGCUACAGUCUUCUAUAAUAAAUAUGCACGACAGUUUGAAGAGCGACAUAAUCACGAUAUGGUUCAAUUACGUCAUAAGCGAUUUAUGAGGCUCAAUCACAAUAUCGACCUUGUGCAUCAGAAAUUCAUAGCAGAUUGCGCAAGUGCAAAUAUCGGUCCCACGUUAACUUUUAAUCUGCUUAGCGAGGUCUUAGGUGGUUUGGAUUACGUCGGAUGCACCAUUGUCGAGGUUCGCAACUAUAGGCGUGAUCUAAGAGCAUAUGUGGAUAUUGCUGAUGCGCAAAUGGUAUUGAAUGAUAUGAAGCGGAAGAAUGAGAUAUGUUCGUCGUUCACCUACGACCUUGAGGUAUUGUAUGAUUUUUGCACCAUUCACGGGCAAAGACAAUCAUGGCAGCCCGUUACACUUGGUGCAGGAUUGUUAUCGAAAGAGAAUGCUCCUUCUUUCGAAUGGUUGUUCGAAAGGUUUGUUAAAUGCAUGGGCGUUGCUCCCAAAUUGAUCAUUACUGAUCAGGAUUUGGGAAUGAAGGUGGCUGUCAAUAGUGUUCUAGUUGAUACAAGACAUCGAUGGUGCAUGUGGCACAUCAUGUUUAAGGUCGUUGAAAAAUUGCCCAAGAAUCAGCUCCACAAUGAGGAUUUAAAGAAGGAGUUUAAUAAAUGUGUGUGGUUGGAGUUGAUAGAUCCUGAAGAAUUCAAAGAAACCUGGCAUGAAAUUAUGGAAAAAUACGGCCUUACAAACAACGAGUGGUUUGCGACAAUGUUUGCCAAUCGAAAAUUCUGGGUUCCAGCCUACUUCAGAGAUUUUCCAAUGAGUUCAUUGAUUAAGACCACCUCUGUAUCCGAGUCUCAGAACAGUUUCUUCAAGAGGUACACCAAGUCUCGAUGUAAUCUAGUCGAGUUUCUUAUGAAUUACAACAAUGCGUUGGAUGCCCAAAGGAGCAAUAGUAACAGGUUUGAAUAUCAUGACUCCAACACGACCCCAAUGUUGAAAACAAAUUCUGCACUUGAGAGGCACGCGUCAACAAUCUACAGUGACGGUGGGUUUAAGGCAACUCAGGAAGAGAUUGAGGUAGCAAUUGAUAUUUGCACCAUGGUAAAGACUUCAAUCGAGGAUGACACUGAAAUAUAUGUAAUCAAUGACAAGUUCUCUAAGGACUGGUCCGUGUCUUAUUCCGUCUCUGGCGAUUCAUAUGUAUUACGAAUCAAAAAAUCGAAGAUGGUUCCUGAUCACUUACAUGGAGGAAAUUGGUUGAAGUCUAAUUUUGUUAAGCCUGUUCAUUGUGGUUUUGUUGACGAUAUUGAAAAAGCUCUCAUUAUCGAUGUGGCAGCACAAGAAUGGAGGGAUAUGCAUGUAUCUAGUUGUGAUGCGCUUGUUGUUAAGGCAUUCAUGACUGAUUAUUGCAUUCAUCAAAGUUGA